AUGUCCGCACUACAGGUAAUCGAACACUCAUGGAAUAAGUCAGGCCAGCGAAUUAUCCACGCUAUUCAUCAGUCUGCUAGAGAGCUAAAGGCACGAGGAAUCCCACUGCGAUUACAAUGGGUCCCGGGACACUGCGGUGACCCUGGCAAUGAGACAGCGGACCGUCUGGCCAAGGAAGCGGUGGGUGCAGAAAAGAAACAUCCUUUCCAACAUCUCCUUUCGCGGGAGAAAGCGUACAUCCGCACCGCACGCGCCGGCUCUACGGCUCGCCCCCCUCGCAAUCGAGCUUACCUGCUUACCCAACUACGGACCGGCCACUCGUGGCUCGCCACCUAUGCCAAGCAACAUGGCUUCCGAGAUAACGAGCAGUGCGAAUGUGGAGCGACAGAAACCGUGGUCCAUGUACUUGUUGACUGUCCGCGGCUGAAGGGGAUACGGCAAGAAUUACGGCGGAAGAUCGGAGGAGCAUUCAACAACAUUUCGGAUAUGCUGGGAGGAACGGGCCAAGGUAAGGAAGGUAAGUUAGGAGAUGCCGCGCAGAGCGUCAGCGUCCUAGGGGCGGUACUGGACUUUGCAGAGGCGUCGCAGAGAUUUCGAAGUCGCGCGCCACGAGGGCGGCAGAACAGAACCCCGGGCAGUGGCCAACACAGGCCUUGA
Molecule: messenger RNA, 657 nt
Organism: Aspergillus affinis
Lineage: Eukaryota; Fungi; Ascomycota; Eurotiomycetes; Eurotiales; Aspergillaceae
Product: ribonuclease H family protein
Exons: 2
Coding region: 1-657 (218 amino acids)
Molecular function (GO): nucleic acid binding; RNA-DNA hybrid ribonuclease activity
Source: RefSeq, a predicted model, not a curated record